Strongyloides ratti is the source of this 1302-nucleotide messenger RNA. RefSeq lists its product as hypothetical. The transcript is spliced from 3 exons. Lineage: Eukaryota; Metazoa; Nematoda; Chromadorea; Rhabditida; Strongyloididae. The record is from RefSeq and is a predicted model, not a curated record. The coding region runs from base 1 to 1302 and encodes 433 amino acids.
AUGGAUUGUUAUUUAUGUAUAUAUAAUGGAAAUAAACCUCAAUGCCCAUCUAAAAGAUUUGCAAGAAUUUCAAUAUAUCAUAAACCUAAUAAAAAAUGUAAAAGAAAUGGUGAAUUACCAUAUGAAAUUCAUAUAUCAUAUCCAAAUGAAUCAGAAUUUAUUAUCACAUUAUUACCAAAUUCAAUAACAGAUAUAGAAAUAGAUAAAUGCCAUCUUGGAGAAUGUUUAUUAUUUAUAAAUGAUUAUGAUUUACGUUUAUAUAUAACUGAAGCACAUCCAGUAUUAUUACAAAUGAUGGCAAAAAAUUUUAAAGCUUUACUAGAAUUUCGUUAUUCUGAUGUAGAUUUAAUUAGUCCUUUUAAAUUUUUAAUUGAUAAUACAUUAAUUAAUAAUAACUUUUAUGAAAUAAUUAUAAAUAUGAAUUAUUCACGUUAUGUUACUCAAAUUGCUUGUAAAGUACCGUCUAAUGUUGAACAUAUUAUGGCACUUAAAAAAUGUAAAUAUUUACGACAUUUACAUUUAACAUGUCCCUUAGAUAUGGAUAGAAGUAUUUAUUGUAGUGAUGCUUUUUUUGAAAUUCUUAAAAAUUUUAUAUAUUUAGAAUGUUUUUUACUUGUUGAUAGUUUUGUUUAUCAAAAUGGUAUGCUUCAAAAAAUUUUAAAUUGUUUACCUAGUAAUAUUAAAAGUAUAACUCUUGAGAAAAAUUUUGGUACCACAUUACCAGAUUGUUUUGAACGAUUUACUAAAUUAGAAACUUUAAUUUUAAAAGGCAAUUGUUUAUAUACACUUCCAUUAUCAUUAAUAUUUUGCAAAAAUUUAAAAUUAUUAGAUAUUCGUUCAUACUCAAGAGGCUUUCAAUAUAUAAGUCAUGAAUUUAUUGGAGCAUUCCCAAAAGCAACAAUUAAUUAUGCAAAUAUGAAUAUACCUUCAAAUAGAUUUAUUUAUGGAAAAUAUUCAGCAACAGAAGUUCAAGAAACUUGUGAAUGUGGUUUUUUUGAAAAUGAUUCAUUAGAGGAACCUCAAACAUUAAAAAGUGCUUGUAUGAAAUCAAUGAAUGAUGAUGAAUAUUUAACACUGCCAUAUGAUACAAAUAAUCGCAUGGAAACAUCUUUUGUUUGUUAUAAUUGCAAAAAAAUAUCAUUUACAGAAGGACAUGAAUGUUUUUAUACACAAAAUUUUAUUCAAAUAAUUGGAAAACGUUUUGAUGUUUAUAAAAAUAAAGAUCACCUUGAAACAGUAUAUUUUAAAUAUAAAUAUUGUAAAUGCUGUAAAAAUAAAAUGAGAGAAAAAGCUUUAUGUUAA